This is a messenger RNA of Tinamus guttatus (white-throated tinamou), 3676 nucleotides long. The record is from RefSeq and is a predicted model, not a curated record. NCBI's taxonomy places the organism in Eukaryota, Metazoa, Chordata, Aves, Tinamiformes, Tinamidae.
AGUCUUUCCAUAUGGGGAUGGGGAAGUCUUGGCGUUGUGCUUUUUCUAAUAACUUUUGGACCCUUCGCUAUAUUUUACUUUGCGUUUUAUAUCCUCUGCUUUGUGGGUGGGGGCUUUGUGGUUACUCUUUUAUUUGGAAAAAGCAACUCAGAAAAAUACCUUGAGCAGUGUGAACAUUCAUUUCUUCCCUGUACGUCUGUUGGAAUCCCUAAGUGCAUAGAAGAAAUGAAGCGUGAAGCCAGACCUAUUAAGAUUGACAGAAGACUGACAGGUGCAAAUAUAAUUGAUGAACCUUUGCAACAGGUAAUCCAGUUUUCCCUGAGAGACUAUGUCCAGUAUUGGUAUUAUACUCUAAGUGAUGAUGAAUCAUUUCUUCUGGAAAUCAGGAAGGCUCUUCAGUAUGCACUUGUUCAGUUUUCUGCCAGGUCAAAGGAAACAGACUGGCAGCCUUAUUUCACUACACGACUUGUUGAUGACUUUGGCACUCACCUGCGAGUUUUCAGAAAAGCUCAACAAAGAAUAGCAGAGAAAGGUGAUCAGCUAAAAGACCAAGCUGAAGAACUUGUAGAUACCUUCUUUGAGGUUGAAGUUGAGAUGGAAAAAGAAGUUUGUCGUGACCUAGUCUGUACUUCUCCCAAAGAUGAAGAAGGAUUCCUAAGGGAUCUGUGUGAGGUUUUAUUGUAUAUAUUGCUACCUCCUGGAGACUUCCAGAACAAGAUCAUGCGAUACUUUGUCAGGGAAAUCCUCUCCCGAGGAAUUCUGCUUCCAUUAAUAAACCAGCUCAGUGAUCCUGAUUAUAUUAAUCAGUAUGUCAUAUGGAUGAUUAGUGAUUCCAACUGUAACUAUGAGGCCUUUAUGAAUAUUAUUAAAUUAAGUGACAAUAUAGGCGAGUUGGAAGCCGUGAAAGAUAAAGCAAGUGAAGAACUGCAAUAUCUUCGAUCUCUAGAUACAGCAGGAGAUGAUAUCAACACUAUAAAAAAUCAAAUAAACAGUUUAUUAUAUGUUGUUAAAGUAUGUGAUUCAAGAAUACAGAGGUUGCAGUCAGGAAAAGAAAUAGAUACUGUGAAACUGGCAGCAAACUUUGGAAAACUUUGCACAGUCCCUCUGGACCAUAUUCUGGUAGACAAUGUUGCACUACAAUUUUUUAUGGAUUACAUGCAGCAAACUGGUGGCCAAGCACAUCUGUUUUUCUGGAUGACAGUGGAAGGAUACAGGGUUACAGCCCAGCAGCAACUGGAAGUUUUGCAGAGCCGGCAAAAAGACGGGAAGCAUCAGACUAAUCAAACCAAAGGUCUAUUAAGAGCAGCGGCAUUUGGAGUUUAUGAGCAAUAUUUAUCAGAGAAGGCAUCUCCGAGAGUUAAUAUUGAUGACAACUUAGUAGCAAAACUGGCAGAAACACUGAACCAUGAGGAUCCAACACCUGAAAUCUUUGAUGACAUUCAGAGAAAGGUGUAUGACUUGAUGCUGCGAGAUGAAAGAUUCUACCCUUCAUUCAAGCAGAAUGUCCUAUAUGUGCGUAUGCUAGCUGAGCUGGAUAUGCUGAAGGAUCCUAGUUUCAGAGGAUCAGAUGAUGGUGAAGGAGAAUCCUUUAAUGGGUCUCCUACUGGUAGCAUAAAUCUGUCCUUAGAUGACCUGUCAAAUGUCCCUUCAGAUGAGACAGUUCAACUCCAUGCAUACAUCUCAGAUACUGUCUAUGCUGACUGUGACCCAUAUGCCGUGGCAGGCGUGUGUAACGACCACGGCAAGACGUACGCGCUGUACGCGAUCACCGUGCACCGGCGCACUCCGAGCGGCGACGAGACCUGGAAGACCUACAGGCGCUACAGCGACUUCCACGACUUCCACAUGAGGAUCACUGAGCAGUUUGAAAAUCUUGCAAAUAUAUUGAAACUUCCUGGCAAAAAGACAUUUAACAAUAUGGACAGAGAAUUUUUGGAAAAAAGGAAGAAAGAUCUAAAUGCAUAUUUGCAGCUGUUGUUAAAUCCUGAAAUGAUGAAAGCUUCUCCAGCUUUAGCCCAUUAUGUUUAUGAUUUCCUGGAGAAUAAAGCCUACAGCAAAGGGAAAGGAGAUUUUGCACGGAAGAUGGACACAUUUGUAAACCCACUGCGUAAUUCUAUGAGAAAUGUGUCAAAUGCAGUCAAGUCUCUCCCUGACAGCCUGGCAGAGGGAAUGACUAAAAUGUCAGACAACAUGGGUAAAAUGUCAGAAAGAUUGGGACAAGACAUAAAGCAAUCAUUUUUCAAGGUGCCUCCUCUGAUCCAGAAAACCUAUUCAGAUCCUGAACAUUGCCGUGUUGCGGCACCAAUUGAUGACAAUGUGGAUGACAAUAUUCCACUGAGAGUAAUGCUGCUCCUUAUGGAUGAAGUCUUCGAUUUAAAGGAAAGAAAUCAGUGGUUAAGAAGAAAUAUUAAAAAUCUGCUUCAGCAACUUAUUAGGGCAACGUAUGGUGACACAAUUAAUAGAAAAAUAGUUGAUCAUGUAGACUGGAUGACAUCUCCUGAGCAAGUAGCAGAUGCAGUGAAACGUUUCAGAGAUGCUUUUUGGCCCAAUGGCAUUUUAGCAGAGGCUGUUCCACGGAGAGACAAAGCUGUCAGAAUGCGAACAAGAGUAGCAGGGAAAACCAAGUUACUGGAGGUAAUGCCAGAUGAACUGAAACACAUCAUAGGUGCCGAGACAACGCGGAAAGGCAUUCUUCGUGUCUUUGAAAUGUUCCAGCACAGUCAGCUCAAUAAGAGAAUGGUGUAUGUGUUUCUGGAGAGAUUCUUAGAAACCUUAUUUCCACAAAACAAGUUUCAUGAGCUCUUCAACAAACUGCAUUCACGGUCAAAGCAGAUGCAGAGGUAUAAGCAGAGACUAUAUUCUACUCAAGCGCCUUCCUUGCAGAAAAGGUGACACUCCAAACCUAUUAAGCUGGUGUAUAUUUGUCCAGGAUGAUUACUUGGGCAGAUGCUCUGGGGCUUCAAACUCACAUGCUGUUAUUUCUGCACCAGUCUCUUAGUGUCACAUAUUAGAUUAUUAAUGCAUCUGUAAGACCUGUGGAUCUUCUCAUCUUCAACUGUAAUUCAACCACUACCACAAGGAUUUGUAUGUCUUAAAUGAUUUGGUGCAUCUACAUGCAAGAUUGAGAAGAAUACUGGUCCAUUACCUAAGAAUGUUAGUUCCUUCUGCUCCUGAGUCGAUGUUUUGCCAGCUAUGAAAAGUGCCAGGCUGUUUGAGAAAAGCACAACUGCAGUGACAUAACGGAGGCAAAGGAUGUUUUGGCACUGGGAGAUGUGUGCAAUGUGUGAGGAUCAGGUGGGAUUGUUCUGCAUUAUGCCUGUUGAGGCUCUGUGUUAACAUUCCUGUAAAGGCUGAGCUAACAGGAAAAACAGUCUCUGGAACAGCUGAUUCAGGGGGAAGGGAGGGAUAGGAUACCCCCACGACAAAAGUACAUUACUAAAGAAAGGUUGAGAUAAUGUGGCUUUUCUAUCACAUUGACUUCACCUUCUGUGUUUUGAAAAAUAGCAUUAGGUCUUUGGGAGAUUAUAGUAAUGAAAAGCAGAGAUGCAGUAAAAAGGAAACCUUUAUUUUGAUUAUUUUGUAGCUUUAAGGGCCAUAUUCUGCUCUUAUAGCACCUGAUAAUACAUUUUGCAUGUAACUUCAAUGGAGAAGGGGCAUCACAGUCACGUUCAGUUUG